Molecule: messenger RNA, 1960 nt
Organism: Amoebophrya sp. A120
Lineage: Eukaryota; Dinophyceae; Syndiniales; Amoebophryaceae
Source: the annotation of a GenBank genome assembly
AGCGAUCUUGUGCAUAUUCAUAUUGACAAUUGCCACAUCCGAAGUAAGUAUUGAAAUUUAACAUCGUUUCCGUUUGUAAAAAUCAAAGACAAGAACAGUUUUGCUGCUGGAGUUCCUGGUAGUUCGAAAAUGUCGCAGGCGUCCCGUUUGCCUGCGCGACAGCUGUUUAUGGCUCUCUUGGCCAACGUGUUGCUGCUCUUGUUCCUCCCAAUUCAGACAAACGCCGAGACGUUUGGAAAGAUUACGAGUUGCCCGGCGUGACGCUUAAACGCGCUGCCCGAGGUGCGGAAAUUUCUGAAGGAUGAGAGCAACCGAUCGGGCGUGUCCCAGUACCCCGGCGUCCAAAUGGUUUGGCACCGGGGAGAGUCUCCCCGUCUGGAGAUCAGGCCUGCGCUGUCCAGCGGGAACAAAGCAUCGCUGGUUACACGACCCGGAGUUGUUGCCUCAUCCGAAAGUGGAUCCAACCAACCAGCAAAAACCGCUGGAGCUGACCUAGACUACGAUACGCCAAUAGCGGCGGAGACGAUACCAUUGGACAAGUUUAAGUUUCACGACCUGCAUCUGCUGCUGCAAUGUAAGGGCUUCCGCACCGUGCUACAGGAGAGGGCAAGUGCGAGGGAGUGCGAUAGCUUCAGGGAGAAGUUUCCGGAGCACUUUCAGAUCAACGCCGCGGUGCCUCUUGCACAAGAUGCAGAAGACAGGGAAGGCCAACUGAAUCCGGUAGCGCGAGACAAAGCAGGAGAAGCAGUCGCAGCGACGUUGAGCCUUCUGCAUGAUUCCCGUAUUUUUUGUUUUUCUUGAGUGCGAUUCUUGUGAGUCUGUCUGAUGAACUAAUAUUGAGAUUGCCGCGUGUAGUUGCUCGAUUAUUUUGGCAGGCCUUAGCUACCACUACGCUUGUCUCUAUCUGGUGGCGCUCGUCCGUCUUCGUGUAAUCUGUAUCUGGGCAUGAAGAUCUGCACCUCGUCCAAGAAGUCUUCAACUCAUAAAUAUUCACAUGUGAUCAACAGCUGCCAACCUUAAUGCGCAAAGCCGCCGAACUUGGGCCGCUUCGCUAUUCCGAAGCCCGCUGGUGAUACUUCUUUUCGGCGUCUUCUGUUGCGGUUGCGUAUUUUACCAGUACGCUGACGCCGCGAUGGAUCGCUUCAAUAGACGGCAGCAGCGGAGAAAAUAUGACGCGGCAGCUGUCACUGAGCUUGACGCGGUGGAACUAGGGCAGGUUUCCGCUUCCCACGCCGCGCAGACGCCCGAGGGGGACGAGGACGAGGAGGGUGUUGUAGACUCUCAAAACUUUAGCCGCGGGCCGACCUGGAUGCGAAAUUCAAAUUUGGGGCCGCGAAGCACGUCGAAAAAUCGAAGUAACACGACCUCCGGGGAUGGUGCCGUAGCUGCCUACGAGAGCCCGAUCGCAUCUUCGCCCGGGAAGAUUCACUACGGACAUAAUAUUGGGGUAAGGAAUGCGGAGGAUGCGAUCUAACUGGGCUCCUCCGAGGAGAUGCGGUCUUCGUCUUUUUUCAAAGUGAUCCACUGACUCCCGAUUCUAUUUUCCAGAAAGAGCUACUGCUACCCUUUUUCCAGUACAUUUCUUGAGGAGUGAUUCCGCGCAGUAUAAUGAAUGAGCCUAGUGACUCUGCGAAUUUUUAUUGCUUUUGCUGGCGUGGUUGAUAUAGUCUCACGACUACAGGAGUUUCUACAUCACAGCGGCUAUGCCUAUGUUUGCUGUCGGAGGAGGUCGCGAUGUAGUUUUUCUGAAUCGGAUGCGGGUUGUUCGUUACACGUGCAGAGCACUGGCGUGGAGAAGGAUCGACAUGGCGAAAGCCGAAGUCGAAGAGGGCAGUCCAUAAAAAAUGUGCUGCGUUGCAUUGUUGCACGACAUUCAAAUGAUCGCAAUACUGCUCAAUGCGAUUGUUAGCGGUGUUUUGUGGUUCUCGUUGUUCGCAAGUUUCUUACGGGGAAAAAAUAG